AAAGCUUAACAUGUGAGUGUGACAGUUCAUUCUAUAAUUCCUAAAUAAAAAAUAAAUAAAAAUAAGUAGAAACAUAUGAAACUGGGAACACUUUACUGUUUCGAAAGCUGUAUCUAUCAAUUAUCUAAAAUAUGUCGGGAUUCAAUCCAUUUGCAGCAUUGAUGGAGAAUGACGAUUCCAAAAAAAGUAGAAAACCUAGUCUCAGUAGCACAUUGGAGAAUAUUUUUGGUUUUACCAUAAACCCACAGCACUGCAAGAGUGAAGAACUUCUGUACUUGGAAGAAGUUCACAACGUUCACGAAAAAAGUGAACUAGAAUUAGAUCUUCUACAGUAUGCCCUUUUUGAGAGGCUCUUCAUGUGCAAUGAGAACUCAGAUCUCAGAAAUAGUGCUACCAACUGCAGCUCAAAUAGUAAUUCACGUGAAAUCAAAGUUAUCAAAUACCUCUAUACAUGUCUAGAGAAUCUGAAAGAAUAUAAAUCACAUCUUAAACCUGAGGAGGAGACUGAAAUUAGAGACAAGAUAAUGCAGAAUGUUGCAACAGCCAUUAUUCAACCUGAUAUUUACUCUGGCCAAGACAUACCAGAAGAAAUGCUGCUCAUUAUUAUCAAUGACACAUUUGAAGCAGACACAUUUUUUAUAGAAAUAAGCAAACGUGUUUUAGAUGAUGAUAAGAGUAAGGAUUCAUUGAGGAACUUAAUUCAUUCCAUGAAUUCAAAACUAGUAAAGAUAUUGGUGAAAUGUAGCUUAUCAAAUUUGACACCAUCAACAUACAAAUACUUGGAGGUGAUGUCAAGUAAUGAGCUGUUAGCAGAAUUGUUCAUUGACAGUUGUGCCCCAAAAAAUGGAAAUGUAGGGGUAGACUAUGCCGUCACUCCAAUUGGUGCCUUUUUGAAUAUGUCUGUGCUUCCAAAAUCUCCUGGAGGAAAGUUUGAAUACUUUACUGAUUCAUUAGAUCAAAUGGGCCAAUCUAAUACUGAGGACCUCAUCUGGGUAUACCAGGAAAAACUCAAUGAAAAGCUCCAUAAAUUCUUCCUCUCAAUGCUGAAGUGUAGUGCACAAGUCAGAGACAAAACACUCCGCUGGCUGGGCGGCUGCCUCAAGACCAACGCGGCGCGUGGCAAAAUCUGGAACGCCCAAAUGAUCGAUCUGAAUCCGGCCGUGUACGCAUGCGUCACCGACGGCUUCGCCAUCAACUUGUGCCACCUGUUGUUGGGGCUGUGCCAGCCAUUUUGCGGCAACAUCGCCGAUGGCAAGAUACUCAAGGUCGACCCCACCUAUUACGCGGUACCGAAUGAUAAGGCGGAAGAAAAGAACGUCCACAUGAAGGACAUGUCGGAAGAAACGUGUUUUUUGCCGGUCGAUAGUAUCGACGAGGCCGAAGAACAACGUCCUAUGGCCGACUCGUAUAAUUUCGUCACCGAAUGCUUCUUCAUGGCGCAUCGGGCCGUCGAUCUGGGCUAUCGGGUCGCUGUCGAUAAACUCGUCAAACAAAAUCAAGAAAUGGGUCGAAUACAAAGGGCUUUCAAUGAUGCCCUUCAACAGGCUGGGGGGAAUUCGGAUUUAGUGGGCACCAUCAAGGACAGAAUGUCAGAAGAAUUAGCAAAAUAUUUAUCAUUGAAAUGUGCCUUAUCGAGUCCCGACCUGAUUCGUAAAUUGUUCGAUUUGAUAUCAGCCACCACCUAUUGGCUGUGUCAAGUUGCUGUACAUGAUAAUUUCAAGGACACUUCCAGCUACGCUCCCCUCAAACAAUUGCCGGUGAAUUUUCCACUGGACAAUAAAAUACCAAAUACUCUCAAAUGCACUCCAGAGUACAUUGUAGAAAACGUGGUGUCGUUCCUGGUGUUUUUGCGUCGUUUCUCCCCGAAAGUGUUCGGCGAACAGGGCUACGACAAGCUGAGUCCCGUGCUGACCUUCGUUCUGAUCUACAUCGGUUCCGAGCACCGUCUCAAGAACCCACAUGUCAGGGCAAGACUGGCAGAAGGUCUCGAGUCCCUGUUGCCUUUUCAUAAAGAAGACCAGCAAACAACGAGCCAUCUAGGGUCGUCUCAAAGGCAGAGGCUAUUUACUGAUCAUCCUCAUAGGCUACAAAUCGUGAAUAAUUUGAUGAAAGUAUUCGUUGGUAUCGAGAUGACAGGCCAGAGUGUUGAAUUCGAACAGAAAUUCAACUAUCGCAGACCUAUGUAUAUAGUUUUCGAUUAUGUGUGGGAGUUGCCUGAACACAUGGAAUGUUUCAGGGCGUUAGCGAAAGAAGCAGAAGAAAACAUGGAAGCUGUGAAUCCGCCAUUGUUUUUAAAAUUCGCCAAUUUGUUGAUAAAUGACGCCAUAUUUUUAUUGGACGAAGCUCUAGCUCAUAUGGCCAAACUGAGAGAAAUGCAACAAGCACAAUCAGAGAAAAGGUUCAUUGAGUCCGGUGUACCCCAGGGAUCACACCUAGGCCCACUACUGUUCAGUAUAUUCAUUAGCGAAAUUGAGGACCAGUUUGGUAAUUCCAAAAUGAAAUUAUUUGCAGAUGAUUUGAGAGGAUAUAAAGAAAUUAGGCAACCAUCUGACUACCACAGGGAUAGAGGUGAAUGGGCCGAUCUGGGUCCCAGAGAAAGAACCCAGAACAUCUCUUAUAUGCAGCACAUCGGCAAUCUGGCGAAAUUCGACAACAUCUUAGGAAAAGACACCAUCAGAACGUUGGAAAGAUUGACAUCGAAAAUCAGCAGCGUCUUCACCCAUUCCACUAUGGUGGACAGGAUAGCGGCCAUGUUGAACUAUUUUUUGUUGAAUUUGGUCGGACCGAACAAGAAGAAUUUCAAGGUGAAGGACGCUAGCGAGUACCAUUUCCGGCCGGCCGACACCGUCCUGGAGAUAUGCAAGAUCUACGCCCACUUGAAAGACAGCGCCGCCUUUCUGUGUGCCGUAUCGCAAGAUGGCCGCUCCUACAGCCCCGAAUUGUUCGCCUUGGCCGAGGAGGUGCUCGUACGGAUCGGGGGUGGUGCGCUCAUCGGGGACCUCAAAGAAGUUGCCGAAAAGGUGGCGGAAAAGUCUAGGGAGAAUCAGGCGAACGAGGAAGCGUCGAGCGAGGCCCCAGAGCACUUUUUGGACCCCAUUAUGUCCACGUUGAUGAGCGACCCCGUCAUUCUGCCCAGUUCCAAACAAACCGUCGACAGGAGCACCAUUGCCAGGCAUCUUCUCAGCGAUCAGACCGAUCCCUUCAACAGAUCUCCUCUUUCCAUGGAUCAAGUGAUGCCGAAUACGGAGUUAGCCGAGGAAAUACGAAGAUGGUUGCAGGAGAGGAGGGGCGGGGGUAGUUGAAUGUGAACACCAAGGAAUAUUUCUAGGGUUCACGGAAGGUGGGGAUACGGAAUGGAUGAUAACGGGAGUUUUUUAUUUGAUGUCAGGAAAUUUUGGAAUUUCAUCCUGUGAAUGUAAUUUUUUUUUCUAUGUGAACUUGCAAUAAUGUGAUGUCUUGUGAUUUGAUUGUAUGAAUUCUUUUAAGGUAUAUUUGAUUGAUUUUCAGAUAUAAUUGGGUAUAUAUAGAUUUUUACUUUAUGAUACCCUACUUAUCUUUAUUCCAAUAUUAUAUUAUUCAUUCCAAUUUGCUAUGUCGCCUGUUUUUCUAAUUCAAUUUGUACCUAUUUGUUGAUGAUAAUCCAAUAGAUAUUUAUUUAUG
Messenger RNA from Phaedon cochleariae (mustard beetle), 3660 nucleotides. Lineage: Eukaryota; Metazoa; Arthropoda; Insecta; Coleoptera; Chrysomelidae. The record is from the annotation of a GenBank genome assembly.